AUGGCGAGCAAAGAUCAAAUAAAUUCUUUGUCAAAGGUUAAACAGCCGUUGCAGGAGAAAACUAUAUCUACAAGGGAUGGCAAAAUGCUUGAUUGGGUCUUUCUGCAACGGAGGGAAUUUCCGAAUCGUAGAUUUUAUUUUGACGACAGUAUAAAAAUUAAUGUGAAAAAAAGUAUGAUAUUAGGUAUAAAGAUGCUUGGAGCUGCAGUUGAAUCGUUUUAUGACGUUGAGAAAGUUACUCAUAUAAUUACCUCAAGGUUACUCAAAAAUGAAAACAAUGAAAAUAAGGAGGACGAAAUAAAACGAUGUAUUAACGAAACUGUAGCCGCUGCUACACAAUCCUUGCCUAAGAAGCAUACUUCGACAAUGACAGCACUUAAAACCACUACAAAAAGGGCUUUUGGUACAAAUAUAACUAAUAAAAAUACCAUACAGAAUGACACUACGAAGAAAAGGGUAAAGCUAGACUGUUCUGAAAUAACAAAUCCUGACAAAAAAGUAUUCGGGUCGAUCGCUACAACUAACGUAAUGGGAGACAUUGAUCUUGCUGAUGCGCAAAAAAGAGGGAUUAAGAUUUGGCACGUCGACAAAUUUAAAAAAAUUCUUAGCAGAUUACUCGACACUUCAUCGGUUGACCCACCAAAAGUGGACCAUUCAUUCCUACAAUCUUCAUCGACCGACGUUACAAAGCCUGCUAAAAAUCAAAUCUUCUCAAUCAUAGUCGGCGAUAUUGCAAACUUUCAUCGACCUAUAAUUUCGCGACAGUACUUGGGUGAAGAGCAUCUCAUAAGCUUUCAUUUUGAUAUACCCGAUUCAGUGUCUCCAUUUCAAACUUAUUCCAAAAAAAAGUCAAUUCAAACUAAGCUGUCUGCAAGUUUGAAUGUUGCUAAUUCUGCAGCUGCGCCUGCAAAUCCUACUAAAGACGGUGACCGAGAAAAACGCGAAAAUGAAGGUAAAAGAAUUGUUGCGCCACUUAGAGAUGAAUCGGGAUAUUGUGAAUAUUGUUCUGUUAAAUAUGAGAGUCUUGCACAG
This is a messenger RNA of Dentiscutata erythropus, 1032 nucleotides long. Lineage: Eukaryota; Fungi; Glomeromycota; Glomeromycetes; Diversisporales; Gigasporaceae. The record is from the annotation of a GenBank genome assembly.